AUGCGGGCUGCUCAAAAGCAUCCCACAACCAUUACAUUGGAACCGCUGGUGAAGUUCACGCAGAAGCAUAUGUGUCAAACUCCACGCGAGAAAUUCGUCCAUCUGUGUGAUCAAAACCGUGGUCCCAGUCUACUUUCCAAAAUUGUGCAUGAUACGACACCCGUCCUUGCUGGGAAAUCCCUUGACAGAAUGAACCGGAUCAUGCUUCAGCAGCUACUACCUAUCAUCGACGGCAUGGGCAACUACAAUUCUACUGAUUUGCAUGCAUGGCUUCGGCAUGCCAUUACCAUUAUUAGUACAAAUGUUACAUACGGCAAUUUGAACCCCUUCCAAAAUCGACACAUGGAAGACACCUUCUGGGAACUCGAACGAAAUGCGGCAUUACUACUAGUCGAUAUUGUGCCAUGGCUAAUUGCUCCCAAAGCCUGGAAGGCGCGCAGGCGUUUGUGUGCUGCGUUCAAAGAUUACUUCGAUCUUGCAGGCCAUGAAGGCGGCUCCGACCUCCUAGCAAUGCGGUACAGAUCAUUCCUCGGGGCUGGACUUACCCACGAAGAAAUAGCGUAUGCGGAGGUGCCACUGAUUGUAGGAUUACUGACAAAUACCGUUCCUGCUGCAUUCUGGGUUCAUUUUGAGCUUUUCUCCAGGCCGAAGCUGCUCGAGGAGAUACGGGGGGAGAUAGAGCAAAACGCCCUCAGUAUAGCUCCCGAUGGUACGCACAUCAUUGAUUUGGGGUACCUUUGCGAUAAUUGUCCACUUCUUCUCUCAAUGUACCAGGAGGUCCUACGGAUGAGGACAACAAUGGUAACGAUCCGCUUCGUGACGCAAGAUAUUGUGUUGGCGGACAAUUACUUUCUUAGAUCCGGAACCAUGCUCUUCAUGCCGGCGAAGCAAUUAGGCCGGCAUCAGAGUGCUUGGGGAACUUCGGCGGAUAAGUUCAACGAAAGAAGAUUCAUGAGAUCCACUACGACAGUCAAUGAUAAUGGCGACAAGAGAAAAGAUCCAAGGCGUACUGGCGGGUUCAUGGCAUUUGGUGUUUCCCCGACAAUUUGUCCUGGGCGCCAUUUUUCUACAAGUGAGAUAUUGGCACUAGUCGCCAUGAUCGCCUUGCGAUAUGACAUUGCUCCAGUCGAUCAGCUUUGGUGUGCACCACCGAGGAUGAACUCGGCGACGACAUCGAAUAUGAGUCCAGUCGAGGGGAAAUUUCCAGUGACCGUGAAAAAGCGACAGAAGUAUGGAGGGAAGCUGUGGCAGUUCAAGAUCACUGAAGGCAAGGGGCAGUUUGGUUUUGCUGUGGGUUAA
Penicillium crustosum is the source of this 1299-nucleotide messenger RNA. RefSeq names its product cytochrome P450. Gene Ontology annotation, molecular function: iron ion binding; heme binding; monooxygenase activity. The record is from RefSeq and is a predicted model, not a curated record. The transcript has 2 exons. Lineage: Eukaryota; Fungi; Ascomycota; Eurotiomycetes; Eurotiales; Aspergillaceae. The coding region runs from base 1 to 1299 and encodes 432 amino acids.